AUGAGAACAAAACAGGAGGCGGAGAGAAAGAACAUCAGAAGCCAACUAGCUUCCAUUAGUGAUAUACGAACUAUUAGUAAGUUUUUUCACAGACAAACUGGUCAUUUAGAGAAGAAAUCGUCUGCUAAUGACGCCUUGAAAGGACUCAUGUUCAUCAGCAACACAGGUAGUCACGCCGAAUGGACCUCGGUCAGGGAGACAUUCAAAAAGUUAACAUCUUCCACAGAUGACAAACUACAGCGUAGUCUGUUUCCUGAAUGUAUAGUUAAAGGAUCAGAAGAAUUUGCUCUUCAGCUUUUCGAUGCUCUGGCACGCAGGAGAAAGAUUACCACUGGUUUCAUAAACAGAAAGUAUCUCAAAGAAUUUUGGAAGCAGAUUUCUGAUACAAACUUCCAUUCUAGGCUUCGGACUUUCUUUGACAUGGUUGACAAAAACGCUGAUGGGAAAAUAAACGAGGAAGAACUAAGAGAGGUUAUCGAAUAUAGCGCAUCUGCAAACAAUCUUCCCAGCGUCACAAAUCUUGCCUCGCAAUAUGCUAUCAUGAUCACGAACAAGCUUGACCCAAAUGGAUUGGGUUACAUUGAGAUUGAAGAGUGGGAGGAGAUAUUUAGUAUACAGGAGCGUCAGAUGCGAAGCCAAAGCGAGGAACUUAAGCAAACCAAAGAUACUAACCCUAUCUGCAAAUGGUUUCAAAGGAUUACAUACAACUUCUUGAAUAAAUGGCAAAGGAUUUUGGUAUUGGCUCUUUGGAUUGGAAUUAUGUUGGGUCUUUUUACCUACAAGUUCGUUCAGUAUCGUAACAAAUCUGUCUUCGGCAUCAUGGGUUACUGUGUUUGCUCAGCCAAGGGUGCAUCGGAAACUCUUAAAUUCAACAUGGCCCUGAUCUUACUACCGGUCUUCCGCAACACCAUCACUUGGCUAAGAAAUAAGACAAAGCUAGGUGUCAUCGUCCCAUUUGAUAGUAAUAUUAGUUUCCAUCAGGUAAUUUCAAUUGGAAUCGGGAUUGGGGUCGUUGUACAUGCUCUGGCCCAUUUAACGUGUAAUUUCCCUCGUCUCCUCCACGCGACAAAAGGCGAGUAUGAGCUAAUGCAGCCAUUCUUUGGAAAAAAUCAGCCUGGAAAUUACUGGUGGUUUCUAAAGGGGGUGGAAGAACUAACAGGAAUCGGAAUGGUGGUUUCGAUGGCAAUAACAUUUAUAUUAGCUAUACAAUGGCCUAAGAAAGGAAAGGAUGGAAAAUCCUGGACUUGGGAAAGGCUAUCAGGAUUUAAUAUGUUCUGGUAUACGCAUCACUUGUUCAUCAUAGUUUACACUCUUCUCUUAGUCCAUGGAAGCAAAACUUAUCUCUCCAAAGAAUGGUACACGAAAACGACAUGGAUGUAUUUGGCAAUCCCAAUUGCGCUUUACACUUGCGAGAGAUUGAUUAGAUCAUUUAGAUCACGCGUCAAGUCAGUUAGUAUAGAUCAGUUUGAUCAGUAUACUGGGGCAAUGGCACUGCAUAUGCCGAAACCAAAAGGCUUCAAAUACAGGAGUGGGCAAUAUGUGUUUCUCAAAUGUCCUGAUAUUUCUCCAUUUGAAUGGCAUCCAUUCUCCUUGACUUCCGCUCCAGCAGACGAUCACCUAAGUGUCCAUAUUCGAGCUCUUGGAGAUUGGACAAGACGGGCUAAAAGUCGCCUCAAAUGGAGAAAAAAGAAGACCCAUAAUAGCCGCAGGGGAAUGCAACACACUUACUCAGUUUGGUUUGCGAAGGUGAUGAUAGAUGGUCCAUAUGGUGCACCCGCUCAAGACUACAAGGAUUACGAGGUGGUAUUGUUGGUUGGAUUAGGAAUUGGGGCCACGCCAAUGAUCAGCAUUAUAAAAGAUAUUGUGAACAACAUGAAAUACAAUGAAGCAGAUGAUCCUGAGUGUGGGAUAUCAACUACAGCUACUGCUACAAAUAGUAGUCAUAAUAAGGGUAGCAUCCAUCCUAGGAAUAACAUGAGGAGUGAUUUAAAGAUGAAGCGCGCUUAUUUUUACUGGGUAACGAGAGUGCCAGGUUCCUUCGAAUGGUUCAAAGAGGAGAUGAUUGAGGUGGAAAAGAUGGAUAUCAAAGGAGUCCUCGAGCUUCACAAUCAUUUCACAGGAUAUGGAAAAGAAGAUGCUAGGGCUUCCCUAAUUGCAGCCAUACAAUGCCUCGAUCAGGCAAAAAAUGGUGUUGACAUUGUUAGUGGAACCUCUAUCAAGUUUCAUUUUAGGAGGCCUAAUUGGCAUGAUGUUUACAAGAGAAUCUCUCGCAAUUAUAAAAACAAAAGAGUGUUUAUUUAUAUCGGUGUCAGGAAGAAGGGAAACAUGAAACUGUUCUGGAAACAGUGGAAUCCGAUUCUGAAAUUAGGUGAAGGAGAGGGUCCAAAAGAAGGUUUAAUAGAGAAAAAUGAUGGCUAUAAUUGA
Papaver somniferum (opium poppy) is the source of this 2424-nucleotide messenger RNA. RefSeq names its product respiratory burst oxidase homolog protein C-like. The coding region runs from base 1 to 2424 and encodes 807 amino acids. Gene Ontology annotation, molecular function: NAD(P)H oxidase H2O2-forming activity; calcium ion binding; peroxidase activity. The transcript has 15 exons. Lineage: Eukaryota; Viridiplantae; Streptophyta; Magnoliopsida; Ranunculales; Papaveraceae. The record is from RefSeq and is a predicted model, not a curated record. Gene Ontology annotation, cellular component: plasma membrane.